AUGUCCAUGCUACCGCCAGACGUCCACGCAGAGCUGUCUCAGCUCCUGCAAGCUCUGCAGUCCCCCGAGAACGCCGUUCGAACACAGGCUGAGGAGCAUCUCCAGAACAACUGGACUGCCAACCGACCGGAGGUCCUGUUGAUGGGUUUGGCUGAGCAAAUUCAAAUCGGUACUGAUGCUUCGACACGUUCUUUUGCCGCUGUCAUUUUCCGAAGAAUUGCUUCCAAGAGCCGCAAGAAUGAGCGCGGCGAGCUUGUCGACAUGUUUCUGUCCUUGUCCAAGGACCAAGCUGCUGUCAUUCGUCAGAAGCUUCUUGAAAGUCUUGGAGGCGACUUUCAACGUGCCGUGCGGAACAAAAUCAGCGACGCCGUUGCCGAAGUUGCGAGGCAAUACACCGAAAACACUGAGCUCCCUGAGCUUGCGCCUAACACUCCGGUAGAUGAAUCCUGGCCUGAACUCCUUGGAGGUCUCUUCCAGCUUAGCAUAGCGCCUGACGCCGAGAAGCGCGAGACUGCUUUCCGUGUUUUCGCUACCACUCCCGGUGUUAUUGAAAAGCAACACGAGGAGAACGUUAUCCAAGCCUUCCAGAAGGGUUUCAAGGAUGAUUCCGUUCAGGUGCGCCUGGCCGCUAUGGAGGCAUUCGCCGCCUUCUUCAGAAGUCUGGGAAAGAAGGCACAGCCCAAAUUUUACCCUCUUAUCCCCGAAGUACUGAACAUCUUGCCCCCCAUCAGAGACAGCCACGAUUCCGAAGACCUUAGCUCUGCUCUCGUCGCCCUCAUCGACAUGGCCGAAACAGCGCCCAAGAUGUUCAAGCCCCUUUUCCACAACCUCGUGCAGUUUAGUGUGUCUGUCAUUCAAGAUAAGGAACUCGACAACCUCUGCCGCCAGAACGCACUUGAGUUGAUGGCUACAUUUGCCGACUACGCCCCGUCGUUAUGCCGCAAGGACGCUACCUAUACCAAUGAUAUGAUUACGCAGUGUCUCAGUCUCAUGACGGAUCUUGGAGAAGAUGACGAUGACGCUGCUGAAUGGCUAGCCUCCGAUGAUCUUGAUCAAGAAGAGAGCGACCAAAACCACGUUGCGGGAGAGCAAUGCAUGGACCGACUUGCCAACAAGCUUGGUGGGCAGACCAUCUUGGCCCCUACCUUCAACUGGCUUCCCCGCAUGAUGACCUCGAUGGCUUGGAGGGACAGGCAUGCGGCCCUCAUGGCUAUUUCGGCUAUCUCUGAGGGUUGCCGGGAGUUGAUGAUUGGCGAGCUCAGCCAGGUCCUCGACCUCGUUGUUCCUGCUCUUAAGGACCCCCACCCUCGUGUGCGCUGGGCUGGCUGCAACGCUCUGGGCCAAAUGAGCACGGAUUUCGCCCCUAAGAUGCAAACCGACUAUUAUGAUCGUGUCCUCAAGGCCAUCAUCCCGGUCCUCGACUCCCCCGAGGCCCGAGUCAAGUCGCAUGCUGCUGCCGCUCUGGUCAACUUCUGUGAAGAGGCUGAGAAAUCCAUCCUUGAGCCUUACCUUGACGAUUUACUAUCUCAUCUGUUCCAGCUGCUCCAAAACGAAAAGCGCUAUGUUCAGGAGCAAGCUCUGUCAACCAUUGCAACCAUUGCGGAUGCCGCCGAAGCGGCUUUCUCCAAGUACUAUGACACUCUCAUGCCCCUAUUGGUUAACGUCCUUCAGAGAGAGAAUGAAAAGGAGUUCCGUCUCCUCCGCGCCAAGGCGAUGGAAUGUGCUACCUUGAUUGCUCUGGCCGUCGGAAAGGAGAGACUUGGACAGGAUGCUAUGACAUUGGUCCAAUUGCUCGCGAAUAUUCAACAGAAUAUUACGGAUCCCGAUGACCCGCAAGCCCAAUACCUCAUGCACUGCUGGGGUCGUAUGUGCAGGGUCCUUGGCCAGGAAUUCUUACCUUUCCUACCCAAUGUCAUGCCCCCUCUUCUUGAGUUGGCCAGCGCCAAGGCCGACAUUCAGCUUCUUGACGAUGAUGAACAGGUCGAGCAGAUCCAGCAAGAGGAAGGAUGGGAGCUCGUCCCCCUUAAGGGCAAGAUGAUUGGUAUUCGCACCAGCACUAUGGAGGACAAGAACAUGGCAAUCGAGCUCCUCGUUGUAUACGCUCAGGUCCUCGAAGGUAGCUUUGCCCCUUAUGUCGCAGAGAUCAUGGAGAAGAUCGCCCUGCCAGGUCUGGCCUUUUUCUUCCACGACCCUGUCAGAUUCAUAUCGGCCAAGUUGGUGCCACAGCUCCUCAGCUCUUACAAGAAAACAUAUGGAAGCCCGUCUAAUGAGCUCAGCGGACUGUGGGCUGCCACCGUUGACAAGCUUCUUGAGGUCCUUACAGCGGAGCCUGCUAUUGACACCCUGGCUGAAAUGUACCAAUGCUUUUACGAGUCUGUCGAGGUAGUUGGCAAGGGCUGUCUCACCGGAGACCACCUCGCCCGCUUCAUCGACUCCGUUCACUCGGCCAUCGAGGACUACAAGGACCGCGUUGCUCAGCGUGCUGAAGACAGGGAAGGUACGACUGCUGAGGACGCGGAAGACGAAGCCGAGGAUGUCCUGCUAGCCAUCGAGGACGACCAGACCCUGUUGUCGGAUAUGAACAAGGCCCUCCACGCCAUCUUCAAGAACCACGGUGCUGCUUUCCUUCCUGCCUGGGAACGCUUGAUGAGCACCUACGAGGGUUUCCUCAAGUCAGACGACCCGACACAACGCCAGUGGGGUCUCUGCAUUAUGGAUGAUGUGUUGGAGUACUGCGGACCAGAGAGCCAGCGAUAUGCCAACUACAUCACCCAGCCCCUCAUUGACGGUUGCCAGGAUUCUUCACCGGCCAUCCGACAAGCUGCUGCGUAUGGAAUUGGUGUGGCUGCGCACCGUGGCGGGGCUCCCUGGGCUCAGUUCCUGGGCAAUGCCAUGCCAUACCUUUUCCAGGUAACGCAAGUUCCCGAGGCCCGAAGCGAAGAUAAUGUAUACGCCACAGAGAACGCAUGUGCUGCCAUUGCCAAGAUCCUUCACUACAACGCCACGUCGGUUCAGGAUCCCAACGGCAUCGUCGCACAAUGGGUUGAGACACUGCCGGUAACGAACGACGAAGAAGCGGCACCAUAUGCUUAUGCUUACUUGGCUGAACUGAUUGACCAGCAACACCCAGCAGUCUUGGGUCAAGCUGGCAAGGUUUUUGUUUUCACCGCUCAAGCUCUGGAGGCGGAUACGCUUCAAGGACAGACAGCAAGCCGCGUAGUGGCCGCCAUCAAGGCUCUCCUUUCCUCUGCGAACGUUGACCCUACGCCCUUGCUGCAGCAGUUCUCGCCUGAUGCUCAGCGAACAAUUAUGGCGUACUUCUCCUAG
Colletotrichum truncatum is the source of this 3327-nucleotide messenger RNA. RefSeq names its product importin beta-3. Gene Ontology annotation, biological process: protein import into nucleus. The record is from RefSeq and is a predicted model, not a curated record. NCBI's taxonomy places the organism in Eukaryota, Fungi, Ascomycota, Sordariomycetes, Glomerellales, Glomerellaceae. Gene Ontology annotation, molecular function: small GTPase binding; nuclear import signal receptor activity. Gene Ontology annotation, cellular component: cytoplasm; nucleus.